Molecule: messenger RNA, 1397 nt
Organism: Nomia melanderi (Alkali bee)
Lineage: Eukaryota; Metazoa; Arthropoda; Insecta; Hymenoptera; Halictidae
Product: myotrophin homolog
Biological process (GO): protein K6-linked ubiquitination
Cellular component (GO): BRCA1-BARD1 complex; BRCA1-A complex
Molecular function (GO): protein binding; ubiquitin-protein transferase activity
Source: RefSeq, a predicted model, not a curated record
UAGAAGAUAAAAUUAGAACAAUAAAUAAUGCUUCACUUUUCGUUGGUAAACAAAAUUUCUAAUUUAAAUGUCACAUUCGCAUUUAUAAACUUCUAAAAUGUUAUUAAAUCAUUUCGUGGUGCGCCUGACGUUGGUACUAUGAACGCAGGCAUAAAGGUUUCGUUUUCCUGUUACAUAUGUUGGCAGCGCAGAAAAAUUGUUCCAGCGAAAUUCGCUAUUUAACCAAAUUUAAUGGACGUGAGAGCAAGUGUGAACUGAUUAGAAUAAACGUGUACGUUCGAGAGGCUGUGCGUUCCAAACGGCAAAUCUUUCAAUAACCCAGAAUAAAAAUGAGUGAACUCGUUUGGGGUAUAAAAAAUGGUGAUUUGGAGCAAGUGCGGGAUAUCGUUGAAAAUAAGAAUAUUGAUGUUAAUCAAAUGAUUGAUGGAAGGACACCACUGCAUUAUGCAGCUGAUUAUGGCCAAAGUGAAGUUGUCAGAUAUCUUUUGGAUAAGGGUGCAAAUGCAAAUGCUACAGACAAGCAUGGUAUAACAACAUUAUUGGCAGCAAUUUGGGAAGGACACACAAACUGUGUGAAAUUGUUAUUAGAAAAAGGAGCUAAACCUGAUGGUCUAACACCAGACGGAGCCAGUUAUUUGGAUGUCGCUGAGAAAGAUGAGAUUAAACAGCUGCUUAAGCUUCACUAGCACAAAGCCAACCAAAACACAGAGCGAUAAUUUUGUUAUUUUAGUAUUUUAAUGUUCCUCAUAGGAGUAUCACCAUUGCUUUCUCUUAAUUUUCUUGCAUAUGACUAGACUAUCGUAUUUAUGCACUUUAAAUUAAAAGAUAUAGAUACACAAAUGUAGUUUUAUAAUAAUAUAUCGCACAUUUGGAGCGUAUAAUCAUGAACUCAUAGUCUUAUAUGGUUAUUCUUAGAGAUUUCAAAGUAUAUAUAAUUUCAGCUUUAAAGUAGUGUAUCGUACCAGUUCUUUUUCUUCUUUUUUUUUACAAAACUAACACAAGAACAAAUUUAUUUUUUAAAAUAUCUAAUCACAUAUAGCAGAAGAUAUUUUGAUACAUUCAUAAGAUGCAGCAUCGUGUUUUAAAUGUUUGCUAUUAAUUUAUAAAUGUUACAAAUGUUUUUUCUAUACAUUUUUUUUGUAAACCACUGUCAAAAUAAUGAUUCCAAUUUAGUUUAGUAUUUUCGUGAUAAAAGAAUACAUACAGAAUAGUAAAUGCUCUAUUUGAGAUAUAUAUAUAUUUAAAUACAUAAUUUAACUGAGUUUCAAGGAAAAUAUAAACUAUAGAAUGAGAUUAAAGAGCUAUCUUGAUGGUACUAAUUACUUGACAUGUCUAAAAAGGUUUUAAAAGGUGUACAAUAAUCAAAAAUAAUAAGCCAAUUGCAUCAUUGUUAUGUA